AUGGCAAGGGUAAAACAAGUGACUACCAAACCUCGAAAAUUCAUGGGUGAUGUCAUGAAAGCUGCUGCUAAUUCCGAAAAGGAGAGAGAAGAAGGAACUGAAGUUGAGAACAGUAAUGACGAAACAGAGACAGUGGUAGAACGAGCAAGAAAAAGAAAGGGAAAGGGCAUUGCUGGGUCAGAGCCUUCUGCGAAAAAGAAGAAAAUGGAAAAGGCCCCUGCUUCGAAACCUCUUGUGCAACAAAAUAUUUUCGAACCAAGGUACAUUAAAUGGGAUUCAUUUUCUGACUUGCCUUAUGAAUUUGAAGAUUUAUUUACUUUUCAAGGCUGGAUGGAAUUCUCUGAGUUGGAUGAAUAUUAUUAUCCUUAUUUGAUUCAAGAAAUUUAUGGAAGUAUGAAAGAAGUUGUUAAAGGAGAAAGUUUUAGUGUGAGAGUUAAGAAGAAAAGUCAGAUUGUUGAUGUUGAAUUCUUAGCCUCUGUUUUAAACCUAAUAAAUGAUGGAAAUAGGAUUGGAACCUUCAAAGAUUCUAGGAAGCUUGAAGGAUAUGAUGAGAAGGCAUUUCAAUUAUCAAUUUUUCUGGAGGGUACACCUGAAAAUGAAAUGACCAACAUCAGUUUAGUGCCUCAAAAUUUUAGGAUUCUACAAUCCUUCAUUCGAUAUUUGCUCAAUCCUAGAAGUGGUAGUCACUCAUAUGCAAAUAGCCUUGAUUUAUGCAUUAUGUGGCACUUGGUUAACAAAAUCAGAUUUAAUUUGCCAUUUUUUAUUUUUAAAGUAAUUGCUGAGUCUAGUAAGCAUAGAAGGUUGCCAUAUGCUAUGCCUUUGACUCUUAUAUUUCAAGCUAUGGGAGUUGAUUUGAGCAAAGAAAAGAAGUUUUGCAAUCCUAUCCCCAUUAAGGAGAUAUUCAAGGCUGAUGAUGGUAGGAAAAGGAGUAAGAAAGAAGACAAAAUGCAAGAAGAAGAGACUGAGAUUGAGAUUGAAUCUGAAUCAGAAUCAAAUUCUAAAACAGAAUCGGACAUCCCACUAAGCAAGUUGAAAGAGAGAAUUUCUAAGAUAGAUGAAGGGGAAAGCUCUAAGAAGAAAGAGAAAAUGAAGCUGAAAAUGUCAGAUUUUGUGAAAAUCAGUAAAGCAAAUCUGGACAUGAUAAAGGAAAUCAAAGAAAUGAGUGGACUAACCUUGAGUAUUUUAGAAAAAUCUCAUGAAUUGCAGAAGGGAAUUAUGGCUGAGCACAAUGCAAAGAUGGAUAUGUUGAUUAAUAGAUUGGAUAGACAAGAGUGGUUCAUGAAGAAGAUGGCUCAAAUGUUGUUUGGUGAAUCUUUUGGAAAGUUUGGAGAUUUUGGAAGCUACCCACAGGGUACUGCUGGUCCUAGCAAUGCAAAGGCUGCUGGACCAAGUGGAGUAAAAAUUUCUGAAGUGGAAAAAGAAGCAGAGGAGCAUGUAGAAGCUUCUGAAAAGGUACAAGAAGAAAAUAAGCUAGCUGAGGUUGAAGAAGUAGAGAAAAAUGGUGAGAAGGAAAAAUCUGCAGAAGUGGCAUCAAAAGCAGAACAAGAACCUGCCAAAGAGACAUCAAGAGAAUCCUCCUCAUCUCAUACUACAAGCAACAGCAGCAGUGACAAUGGAGAAAGUGAAGGCAGAAAUGGUUCAAGACAAGAAGAGGAGAAGGAAGAGCAGUCACAAGACCCAUCCUCUAAACAACCAAACAUUGUUCCUACUACCUCUCAACCAGUACCUGAAUCAACCAUCUCUUUACCCAUGCAAUACAGACCUAGAAGAACCAAAACACAAGCCAGAAAAUCAGUUCUACCCAUUACUCCAAACAUCCAAGUACCCAUACCUGAAAAAGAACCCCCAAAGAAGAAGCAACAAGCCAAACUUGUUGAUCCCACUCACCUUAGGAGAAGUGGCAGAAUUCUUAGCAGCAAAGAAAAAUCUUGA
Molecule: messenger RNA, 1932 nt
Organism: Hevea brasiliensis (rubber tree)
Lineage: Eukaryota; Viridiplantae; Streptophyta; Magnoliopsida; Malpighiales; Euphorbiaceae
Exons: 1
Coding region: 1-1932 (643 amino acids)
Biological process (GO): regulation of DNA-templated transcription
Cellular component (GO): RSF complex
Source: RefSeq, a predicted model, not a curated record